UCAGAAAGAGAGGGGGGUGGGUUAGUGAAAGAGAGCUGCAGUGAAUGUUCCUUAAGUCACCAGGGCCUGUUUUCUCCUGACAGGAAGCACAAUUGGGGGCUGCCUGAUUCCACACCCUUGCUGCACUGGGCUGCAACCAGAAUAAAGAUGUUGAGACACAUAUGGGCCAAGGAAAGUGCUCAACACAGACUGAAGUGUUCUUGGUGAUCCUUACAAGCACUACCACAGAGAGAAAGACAGACGGGGAAUGGGAGAGACGUAAUCACAGGUGCAGACAAGUAUGCUUUGGGAAGACACACGAACAACAUACAGGUUAAUUGGUGCCAGUGAGUGUGGCGCCCUUGUUGAAUGUUGCUCACCAUGGCAAAGCGAGAGUCCAGCAGCAGCCCUGUGGUCCGGCAGAUUGACAAGCAGUUCCUAGUGUGCAGUAUUUGUCUAGACCACUACCACAACCCAAAAGUAUUGCCCUGCCUGCACACCUUCUGUGAAAAGUGUCUGCAGAACUACAUCCCCGCUCAAUCAUUGACACUGUCCUGCCCGGUGUGCCGACAGACCUCUAUCCUGCCUGAGAAGGGCGUGGCUGCCUUGCAGAACAACUUUUUCAUCACAAACCUAAUGGAGGUGCUGCAGCGUGACCCAGAGUGCGCUCGGCCUGAGGCCUGCAGCGUCCUGGAGUCUGUGAGCGCUGCCGCCGCGGGCAAACCACUGUGCUGCCCCAACCAUGAGGGCAAGGUGAUGGAGUUUUACUGCGAGUCCUGUGAAACAGCAAUGUGUUUGGAAUGCACAGAGGGGGAGCACCGGGAGCAUGUGACUGUGCCGCUGCGAGACGUGCUGGAGCAGCACAAGGCAGCACUGAAGAACCAGCUUGAUGCCAUAUGCAACAGGCUACCCCAACUGACAGCCGCCAUCGAGCUGGUGAAUGAGAUCUCAAAGCAGCUGACAGAUCGCAAGAACGAUGCGGUGAGCGAGAUCAGCAGCACCUUCGAGGAUCUGGAGCGAGCACUGCACCUGCGCAAGAGCGCCCUUAUCAGCGACCUUGAGAAUAUCUGCAGCGCCAAGCAGAAGGUUCUGCAGUCCCAGCUAGCAUCUCUCCUCCAGGGUCAGGAGAACAUCCAGAGCAGCUGCAGCUUCACAGAGCAAGCCCUGAGCCAUGGAAGUGCCACUGAGGUUCUGCUGGUGCGCAAGCAGAUGAGCGAGCGGGUGGGCUCCCUGGCACGACAGGACUUCCCUGAAAGACCGCAUGAAAAUGACCACCUUGACUGUGUGGUGGAGACAGAGGGGCUUCGGCGCUCCAUUCAGAACCUGGGCGUGCUCAUCACCACCAGCGCAGUGGGCCACACCAGUGUGGCAACAGGAGAGGGGCUCCGGCAUACCCUGGUGGGGCACCAGACCUCCGUGACAAUCACCACCAAGGACAAGGAUGGGGAGCUGGUGAAGACGGGCAAUGCCAUCCUGCGUGCUGAGAUUACAGCACCUGACGGCAGCUACACAGAGGCAGAGGUGGUGGACAACAAGAAUGGCACCUACGAAGUAAUCUACACGCUGAAGUCUGAUGGCGAAUUCUCCCUCUCGCUGCUCCUCUAUAACCAGCCUGUGCGUGGCAGCCCCUUCCGUCUGCGUUCUGUCAAGGCAUCCGACGUGCCACAAUCCCCAGAUGAUGUGAAACGUCGUGUGAAAUCACCCAGCGGGGGUGGACAUGUCCGUCAGAAAGCUGUCCGGAGACCUUCCAGCAUGUACAGUACAGGCAAGAAGAAAGAGAACCCCAUCGAGGAUGAUAUGAUUUACAGAGUGGGCACACGAGGCAGGGAAAAGGGAGAGUUCACUAACCUGCAGGGGAUUUCUGCCUCAGGGAACGGGAGGAUUGUGGUUGCCGAUAGCAACAACCAGUGUAUCCAGGUGUUCUCAAAUGAUGGUCAGUUCAAGCUUCGGUUUGGGGUUCGAGGGCGCUCCCCCGGCCAGCUCCAGCGCCCCACUGGUGUCACUGUUGAUAUGAACGGUGACAUCAUUGUGGCUGACUAUGACAACAGAUGGAUCAGCAUCUUCUCUUCCGAUGGCAAGUUUAAGAACAAAAUUGGAGCUGGACGUCUAAUGGGGCCAAAGGGUGUGGCUGUGGAUAGGAAUGGCCACAUCAUCGCCGUGGACAACAAGGCCUGCUGUGUCUUCAUCUUCCAGUCCAAUGGCAAACUGGUCACCAAGUUUGGGGCACGGGGCACAUCGGAUAGACAGUUUGCAGAAAAAUGUGGUGCAAACGUUGCACUGGAGCAAAAGCUUAGUAAAUCUGGCCCAAUGUUCAGCCCUCACUUUGUUGCUGUAAAUAACAAAAAUGAAAUUGUUGUGACAGACUUCCACAAUCAUUCUGUCAAGGUGUAUGGUGCAGAUGGAGAGUUCCUGUUUAAAUUUGGUUCUCAUGGAGAGGGAAAUGGGCAAUUUAAUGCUCCGACUGGAGUAGCAGUUGACGCAAAUGGGAACAUCAUUGUAGCAGACUGGGGCAACAGCCGAAUACAGGUGUUCGACAGCGCUGGCUCAUUCUUGUCCUACAUUAACACCACAGCAGACCCCCUGUAUGGACCUCAGGGCCUGGCCCUCACCGCUGAUGGACAUGUGGUGGUGGCAGACUCCGGGAAUCACUGCUUCAAAGUCUAUCGAUACCUGCAGUAGCACAGGAGACCAGUUGGUAUGUUUAGAAACAAAACCAACAAACAAAUAUUUACUGAAGAUGGAAGAAAUGGACAGGGUGCAAUUUGUUUUCUCAUCUACAAUCAAGAUUUGCAAAACUUGAGUUCACAUCAGACAUGAACAUAAAUGACUACUAUUAGUGGGUUUUCUACUACAACUGUAAAUUUUAACAAAAUAAGGCAAAUGACACAAUUUUCUUGUUUUUAAAACACACAAACAUCUAAGAUGACAGUUAUGUCCUAUAUCAGGAGACUUAGAAGAUAAAGUAAAGCUUGAUUGUAUAUUCAAAGUUUUUACUGUUUGAGUGGAUAAAAACAGCAAAAAACUGAAGUGUUGCCCAGCUGCAUGAUGAUGAUUCUUAGUGUAUCAGAUCAUCAUUUAGACAAGAGAGAAUCUGUUCAUUUGUGAGAGGGGGAGAGAAGCUGGCAAAUUGGUCAUGGACAUGACCAAAAAUAAAACUAAACAGGGAGCAUCUAUUUAUUUAAUUUCAUUAAUUUCAUAAAAAAAAAUAAUAAUAAUAAUAAUAUGAGAAUGACAACAAGCCAGCCACUGCUAUACUGAUUGUGUUUAUUCACAUUUGUUGUUGAUUUGUGUAUGUUUAUAAUUAUUUAACUGUUGACUGUGUAUUUAAAAAUAUGUACAAUGCAGAAGAGCAACUAUUUUGGAUACAGAAACUUUAUUGCAGUAGUACUGAGCUAGUAUCGAUUAUUUCGCUGUACUAGUGUAUGAAUCAGAACAAAGUUCACCCGUCAAUAAGCAUCCUGGUUAUGUUGGUUUAUUCAUCAUGCGUUUUACCUGAUAUGUUCAACUCAGUGUCAGUGACAAUCAUUAAUUGUGAGGGGGUAAUGUUUUUAAAAAAUGUUUAAAUAUGUGUGUAGUCAAACUGAGGUGCCUCCUACAGCUGACAAAAAGACACAGACAAUAAGAUAGCUAAUAACUAACAGGUUGCUUACGGAGGUGCUAGAAUUGGGACUUGUUUUGAAUCACUGCCUGUGCUACUGCAAAUUUACUGCAUCCAUAAACUACAAUGGGAGUUACAUAAAUCUUACUCCAUUUUUAGUUCAUCCUGCUCCCCAAGAGGGAGAUUCUAGGACUGUAGCUGUAUGUUGCUCAAUAUCACCAAGUGCACCUCAGAUACCUUGCUACAGUGCCACCUGUCCGAUAUGAAAAGGGUUGCUAUGGCUACAGUCUCCCCUAAUGCAUAGUGUUGAUGAACAAGUAGCCUGUCCUCAUAAUGAAGACAUUGGUAGAUAAGAACAGACAGUCCCCAAACAGAAACUUUAUGUAACUUUUUCUCCCUUAAUAAAUAAUACAAUCUAGAUAGACCUCAAACUUGUCAUAAGAGAAAACCACCAUUAGUAGGAUCUUUGAAAUAGUUGUCUGCAGUAUUUAUAUACAUUUUAACAGCACAAUAUUUAACCUUUUUAUAUCAAUUUAGUUUUCAUAAUUUAUUUUCUUUUGAAAAUGAUUUUAUCUUUUAAAAAUAUGUUUUCUAAUUUAAAGUAUUUGUUUUGCCAGGGUUGUGGAAUGUAAUCAAAAAAUUAAGUAAUUGUACUGCAGGGACAUCACAAGCCCCCUAAGAGCUAGCAUUAAUAUGCUCUGUAUCGAAAUGUACUGCAAAGAUUUGGUACAGAAUGUAUUUCAAACUUUGUAUAGUGUGCCCUGUGUACAUCAGAAAAAACAUUGUAGAAAAUAAGAGCUUCACCACCAUAGCCCUUUACUGCACUGUGUGGCUUAUACAAAAUGUGAUGCUCUCUUAUUAGACCUUUGUUUUUGGAUUUUCAUUGGGGUUAUAUCAAUAUACACAGUGCCUACUGAAGGUCUACACCCCUUUGAACUUUUUUCACAUUUUAUUGUGUCAGUGCCUCAGAGUUUCAUGCAUUUAGAUGAGGAUGUU
Polyodon spathula (Mississippi paddlefish) is the source of this 4573-nucleotide messenger RNA. Its product is annotated as tripartite motif-containing protein 3-like. The transcript is spliced from 14 exons. Gene Ontology annotation, molecular function: protein binding; zinc ion binding; ubiquitin protein ligase activity. The record is from RefSeq and is a predicted model, not a curated record. Lineage: Eukaryota; Metazoa; Chordata; Actinopteri; Acipenseriformes; Polyodontidae. The coding region runs from base 349 to 2658 and encodes 769 amino acids. Gene Ontology annotation, biological process: negative regulation of translation; protein polyubiquitination; proteasome-mediated ubiquitin-dependent protein catabolic process.